GUAUGGUAAGUGAGUUUAUGUAUGAUAAGGCAUUCGAAUUGUUUUGUGAUAUGCAGAGAGAUCAUGGGCUUAGAGUUGACCAUUUUACAGUUUCUACCCUUUUGACUGCCUGUACUGGCAGUGCUUCUAUCCUGAAAGGCCAAGAAGUGCAUGCCCAUGCAACCAAGGUAGGGCUGGAGGCAAAUCUGAGUGUCAACAAUGCGCUUAUUGGGUUCUACACAAACUGUGGUGGGGGUGCGAAAGAUGUGACAGCUUUGUUUGAGAGGAUGCCCAUAAGAGAUAUGAUCACUUGGACGGAAGUGAUUACAGCAUAUAUGGACUUUGGUUUGGUGGAGUUGGCUGUUGAGGUAUUUGAUAAGAUGCCAGAAAGGAAUUCUUUUUCUUAUAAUGCUCUUUUGACAGGAUUAUGUCGAAAUGACCAAGGGUCAAGGACACUGGAAUUAUUUAUAAAAAUGGUGGAGGAAGGUGUAGACUUAACAGAAUUCACUUUGACAAGUGUUCUUAGUGCUUGUGGAUUGCUCAUGGAUCGCGAAAUUAGUGAGCAGAUUCAUGGGUUCAUUCUCAAGAUUGGUUUUGGAUCAAAUGCUUGUAUUGAAGCAGCGCUACUUGAUAUGUGUACAAAGUGUGGAAAGAUGGCAGAUGCUGAAAAGAUAUUUAGACGGUGGUCAUUUGAGCAGGAUAACUCUGUGAUUUGGACAUCAAUGAUAUGUGGUUAUGCUCGAAAUGGGCUGCCAGAUGACGCAAUUUCUCUAUUCAACAUUAGUCAAUCUGAAGGAACAAUGGUUGUGGAUGAAGUUGCAUAACUUCAAUACUUGGACUCUGUGGAAAUAUAGGAUAUCAUAACAUGGGAAAGCAAAUACAUUGCCAUGCUCUCAAAUCUGGUUUUUUAUCUGAUUUAAUGGUUGGAAAUGCCUUGCUUACCAUGUAUUCUAAGUGUUGGAACAUGGAUGAUGC
Messenger RNA from Quercus robur (English oak), 954 nucleotides. RefSeq names its product pentatricopeptide repeat-containing protein At5g03800-like. The transcript has a single exon. Gene Ontology annotation, biological process: RNA modification. NCBI's taxonomy places the organism in Eukaryota, Viridiplantae, Streptophyta, Magnoliopsida, Fagales, Fagaceae. The record is from RefSeq and is a predicted model, not a curated record. Gene Ontology annotation, molecular function: protein binding; RNA binding. The coding region runs from base 3 to 803 and encodes 266 amino acids.